AUGGCUUUAAAAUGCUUGGAGGUACCUCUAGAUGUUGACAUUAAGAAUGGUGGUCAUGUCAUGGUUCUAGACCUUCCUCUCGUUGGCAAAGUUGGCCUUAGUGUUGAUCUCAUUAUGAUUGACGCUCACUUAAUAUGCUCUCUCGACUUUUCUUGUGACUCUGGCUACCAAGUAACCUACAUUGUCAAGGGCAGUAGCCAUGUCCAGGUUGUCGGCAUCAAUGAUAAGCACAAGCUGGAGACCAGAAUCAGGGCUUGCUGUCUAUCCGCCGCCCCCAGGUUCUUCGUUGCUGAUUCUGGAGGCAUCCUUCAACACUAUUCUAAAAAAAUGGAGAAGCUUUUCAGGUUCAAGAGGUCUUCAGAUGAAAUUUUCUUUGUUCCUCCGGUUGAUCAUGCUGGUAAUUUUGAAACCAAGAGGCUCGCAAUUAGAUUCAUGUCAUCUGCAUCUGACUUGGAAAUUCUCAAUAAGGCCUAA
Dioscorea cayenensis subsp. rotundata (Guinea yam) is the source of this 474-nucleotide messenger RNA. RefSeq lists its product as uncharacterized. The coding region runs from base 1 to 474 and encodes 157 amino acids. NCBI's taxonomy places the organism in Eukaryota, Viridiplantae, Streptophyta, Magnoliopsida, Dioscoreales, Dioscoreaceae. The record is from RefSeq and is a predicted model, not a curated record. The transcript is spliced from 2 exons.